Molecule: messenger RNA, 1610 nt
Organism: Micropterus salmoides (largemouth bass)
Lineage: Eukaryota; Metazoa; Chordata; Actinopteri; Centrarchiformes; Centrarchidae
Gene: sqstm1
Product: sequestosome 1
Exons: 8
Coding region: 120-1439 (439 amino acids)
Biological process (GO): endosome organization; aggrephagy; mitophagy
Cellular component (GO): aggresome; amphisome
Molecular function (GO): zinc ion binding; protein kinase C binding; K63-linked polyubiquitin modification-dependent protein binding
Source: RefSeq, a predicted model, not a curated record
AUUUAAAGCUGCGUCACAAAGUUUCUCACUUUGUUUGAGAAAGUCUCCAGAAGUGCGUGUUUUCUCUCCGGAGUCUGGUUCCGUCCUCUGUCUGAAGUGUACCCGGGAUCUGCAGCAGGAUGUCUCUGACGGUGAAGGCCUACCUGUUGGGGAAAGACGAGACGGUGAAAGAGGUCCGGAGGUUCGCGGUGGACCAGGACGUCUCCUGCAGCUUCGAGUAUCUGAGCAGGAAAACCGAAGGAAUCUUUAAUAUCCUGAAGAGCAACGGCUUCAACAUGUACUACAGAGAUGAAGAUGGAGACCUGGUGGCGUUUUCCUCUGAUGAUGAACUGAUGAUGGGUCUGGCCUGCAUGAAGGACACCACCUUCCGCCUCUACAUCAAAGAGAAGAAGGAGCACCGCCGAGACUUCCCUCUUCACGCCUUCCCUCCCUUUGCCUUCGGCCACCCUCCUCCAACUGGAGCUCCUCAUGCCCCGCCCCCUCACCUGGCCCCGCCUCCGGCCCUGCACCCUAGCGUCACCUGUGACGGCUGCGAAGGCCCCGUGGUAGGAACUCGCUUCAAGUGUUCCGUUUGUCCGAACUACGACCUGUGCUCCGCCUGCCAGGCUCGAGGGACGCACACUGAGCACGCUCUGCUGCCCAUCUGGCACCCUCUGCAGUGGUUUCCUCGGGGGAAAUGGAUGAAAAAGAUGAGACACUGCAUGUGGAACCAGAACCUGAACGUGAACCAUGCUCAGAACCAGGAUCAGGACCAGGCUCAGGACCAAGCUCAGGAUCAGCCUGGAUCCUCCAGACCUGCUGCUGACUGCAGCGCCCCCUCUGCCUCUCAGGCCAACGUGGACUUCCUGAAGAACAUCGGAGAGGGCGUGGCGGCCUUGUUGAGCCCACUUGGUAUCGAUGUGGACAUCGAUGUGGAGCAUGACGGACAGAGGACCAAAGUGACCCCUCCCUCCCAGAGCGGAGGGGAGGAGGGAAACGUGGAGAUGGAUGGCGUUGAGGGCGUUGAGGGCGGAGCCAGCGAGGGGUCAAAGACCAGUAGAACCAGUAAACCUGAGCCAGGCUGUGCUCUUCAGGUGUGCAGAGACUCAGAGACCGAUGAGGAGUGGACUCACCUGAACCCCCGAGAGGUCGACCCCUCCACCGGAGAGCUGCAGUCCCUCCAGCCCGGGAACCAGGACCAGGACCAGAACCAGGACCAGGACCGGGGUCCCCCGUCAGGACAGCAUGGGCCAACAGGUCUGAAGGAGGCGGCUCUGUACCCUCACCUGCCUGAAGAGGCGGACCCCCGCCUGGUGGAGUCUCUGUCUCUCAUGCUGUCGAUGGGUUUCACCGAUGAAGGCGGCUGGUUGACUCGCCUCCUCCAGGCCAAAAACUUCGACAUCGGCGCCGCACUCGACGCCAUCCAGUACGCCAAACAGCCCCGCCCACACCAGCCCUGAUGUCACCACCAUGAUGUCACCACUGACAUCGUCUAUCUAAACCAUGAUUGGUUCCUGUUGUUUCUAUAAUCUGUUAGCAUCAAUCAAUACUUUUAACUCUUUGAUUUCUGUCUCCACCUUCUGAUCUCUGUUGCUCUGAUCAAUAAACUCAUCAGACUGAACCUGAAACUA